This is a messenger RNA of Caenorhabditis angaria, 837 nucleotides long. NCBI's taxonomy places the organism in Eukaryota, Metazoa, Nematoda, Chromadorea, Rhabditida, Rhabditidae. The record is from the annotation of a GenBank genome assembly.
AUGUCGUUUGUUUUCACUGGUGAUAGACAUAAUUUUGAACCUCCUCCUAACUUAGUAGCAACUGGAAGUUGGCAAGAUUCGAGCGAAUCAUAUUGGCAAGUUUUUCUGUUUCCUCUGAUUUCAUUUAUCAAUCUGAUCUCUCAAAUGUGCUCUAUUGUUUUUCUGAUAUUCAAAAAAGAUAACAGCACAAGUUUCCAUAAAAUAUUCGGGUUUCUUAAUUUUAUACUUAUUCUAAAAUCAGUUGCAAAUCUGGCUUCGAAUCGAUUUUGCUAUGAGAUAGGAUACUACUGUUAUAAAUAUACAAUUAUCGAAUAUUAUUUGAUUUUUGAUUUCACUUUGGAAAUCAUCAAAGUUGCUCUCUGGCUCGCAUUAAUUUGUCAACAAUAUAUUUAUUUCACUGAUGUCAAACUUUUCGGCUCAAUUUUCAAAACAAAAGUCUAUAUGAUUUUUCUAGCUUUGAUUUGUCUCUUCAGCUUUGUUUUCACAUUCGCCAGAAUUUCGGAGAACGAAAUUGAACGUGGAUAUUUUCCCGGUUAUUGGUUCAUUGAUUAUUCUCCAAAUCCUAAUCGAUUUCUUGAGAGAAUUAUUUAUAUUUUCCCAAUAUUCACAGUUUUCAUGUGUAUUUUCACCGCAUAUAAAAUGGAAAAAUCUGAAAAUCGUCAGCAAGAAGUAUCAUUUAUCAGUAUGCUAUUUGCUGUCCUUAUUCAUUUGAUUGUACUAUUUUAUGUUGAAAUAAUCAAAGAGCGUGACAAUUUGUACAUAAGAAUUUACUACAUUCUUAUCCAGACUCCAGAAAUUCUUUGUAGUUUGCUCUUCAUGAUUAGUAACUUGAAAUGA